AGAGGGAAAGCGCACAUUCCUAUUGUCCAAGAUGGCGGCGCUGGUGCAGACCCUCCGACGCUGAUAUGUUUUUAACCGACUUUGUGCUCGUUUCUCGGCGUGUGUGCGGUCACCCAGCGGCCCGGGGAGAAGCGUGUGUUUGCCGUAGCUGCCGUCUGCAGCCUCAACGUCGCUAACAGGCCUGGACUUCGCUGCCCGGGCCCGGAUUCCCAUCGCAGGCUCCGAAAAGUUUGAGCUCCAUCAUCCUUUGAAAAUGAAGCGGCAGGCCGGGAGAGAGGCGAGCCCGUCCAGGGCCGCCGCCAAGCGGAUACGGGAGCGGGAGAGUGCGCGGAGAGAGGAGGUUCCACCGCCGCCCCCACCGCUGGCCCUGCUGCUGGCAGACAGCCGGGGAUACCACCGCCGGAGCCGCAGCCGCGAGCGGGAGAAGCCGCGGCUCCGGGAGGAGCGGGCUACCGCCCUGGAGCUCCACCACCGGCACGAACUCAGCCUGCUCGGCCGGCCGCCCCUCCGCACCGCCGCGGCCGAGCUUCCAGCCUCCCGCCCGGGCACGCUGGAGUACAAGACGCUCCUCAUCAGCAACCUGGGCUCGCAGGUGUCAGACGAGGACGUGGAGGACGCGCUGUUCCACGAGUUUAAGAAGUUCGGGGACGUCAGCGUGAAGCUGUCGCACACCCCCGAGCUGGGCCGGAUCGCCUACGUCAAUUUCCGACACCCGGAGGACGCCAAGGAGGCCCGGCACGCCAAGUCCUCCAGGUUAGUGCUGGGAGAUCGGCAGCUUAAAAUCGAACCCAUGUACGUGAGGAGGCGGAGCGCCACGCCGCCCGACGUCGGGUAUUUACCUGUGCACGCGCCCUACCCGUACCGUCAGCGCUCCCUGUCCCCUCCCGGGCCCGGCGUGAGCAACAUCAGGGACCUCCGGGCCCGCCACUACGCCCUGGAGCAGCUGGGCCUGAGCCGGGAGAGGGAGAGGCUGCUGGAUUAUUACGGCAUGCUGGAUGAGCGGGGGCGGCCCUACGGCUUCCCCCCCAUGCCCGUGGUGGAGGAUUUAAAACCUGAGGACGACCAGAGGGCCACCAGCAACCUGUUCAUUGGAAACCUGGACGGUAACGUCACAGAGGCCGAACUCAGGAGGGGCUUUGACAAGUAUGGCAUCAUAGAGGAUGUGGUGAUUAAACGUCCUUCACGUGGGCAGGGCGGGGCUUAUGCUUUUGUGAAGUUUCAAAAUCUGGACAUGGCGCACAGGGCCAAAGUAGCCAUGCAGGGGCGCCUGAUCGGAGGCAACCCCAUAAAAAUUGGCUAUGGCAAAGCCAACCCCACCACCCGGCUGUGGGUGGGCGGGCUGGGGCCCGGGAACUCUCUGGCCGCCCUGGCUCGGGAGUUUGACCGUUUCGGAAGCAUUAGGAACAUAGACUAUGUGAAGGGGGACAGCUUUGCUUACAUUCAGUACGAGAGUCUGGACGCCGCUCAGGCCGCCUGCACACAGAUGAGGGGCUUUCCUCUGGGGGGCCCCGAGCGCCGCCUCAGGGUGGACUUCGCCAAAGUGGAGGAGAGCCCCUCUCGUCCGUUUCCUCCUGGCUACCAGCCUCCCGUGGUGCUGCCCUCUCACUACGACCUGCUCGGGGAGGCAUACAGCCGCCAUCGCAGCCUGGAGCGGGAGCUGAGGGGGGCCAGGGACCGCCUCUCGCCGCCCUCUCACAGCCUCCUCUCCCUCCGGGAGCGAGAGAGGGCCCUGCUGGAGAGAGACUACCCCACCAGCCCCACACGAAGCCUGGAGAGGAGGACGGCAGGCGUGGAAGCGUUCGGGAGGAGCGGGCGAGGAGCCAGGAGCCGCAGCAGGAGUAGGGAGCGCUGGCUGAAGGAGCGGGAGGAGAGGAGGAGCCGGAGAAGAAGCCGGAGCAGGAGCGUGUCCGCUGAGAGGCAGACGGAGGAGCGGGAGAAGGAGAGGGUGAGGUCCAGGGUUCGCGGUCCACUGGGCACCGUCUCUCCUGAUGCGAGCCCAGACCGAGCUCGGGUCAGAGCGCCGGACUCCACCACGGAGCCACGAGACCACUCCCCUGACAGCGGCGGAGGGGUGCGGCACUCCACCGCAGCCACCGCCGCCAGUGAAGAAGAUCCCCCGUCCGGCCGCCACCACAGCAAGAGGUCCUCCAGCGACCACGUCAACAACAACAACAACCACCACCACCAUCGAAACAGCGAGAUCAUCACCACCGGCUCCCCCGCUGCCAUCCACACCAACACCACCUCCCCCCCGAGCACGCUGUCUGAGUUCGCCCAGACGGCGCUCUCCAAGACGUGGCACGGCUUCUUCGCCUUGAAGAACAGUAGUUUCCCCACCGACCUGUACCUGCUGGAGGGCGGGGCGGCGUUCUUCAGCGCCGUGAUGAAGGACAGCCCGAAGCUGCAGAACCAGCCCAGCCAGCUAAAGAUCGCCCAGCGGCUCCGCAUGGACCAGACCCGGCUCGACGAGGUGUCGCGCCGCAUCAAACUCGGCCGCCCGGACAACUUCGCCAUCCUGCUGGCCCUCCAGGGCCCCGUCGACCGCCAGGCCCCCGCCCCCGAGCCGGGCCUGCAGGUGCGCUUGCUCCGUCACCUGGUGACGUACCUGCGGAACAAAGAAGCUGCUGGAGUCGUGAGCCUCCCCGCUGUAAAGGAGGGCGCGCCGGGGGCCAUGCUGUACGCCUUUCCACCCGGCGAGUUCUCGCAGCAGUACCUGCAGGCCGCCAAGAGGACUGUGGGUAACCUGGACGAGGAGCACAUGGUUAUUGUGAUCGUCAACGACACUAACUGACCCUGCAGAGGAAUACUUCCAUGUUGUUUGUAGACAGAAAAGCAUUAUUAUUGUUUUACUCAGUAUGUUAUGAAUGAAACACGGCGAGCUACACUACGUCUGCGGCGCCCUCGGGGGCUCGUGGGAAAUGCAUUUUAAAAUUAUUCUAAAACACUUAAAUGAGGCUAAAACGCUGCACGCAGGCAGCGCUUGGUCCCGGCAGGAAGUAGAGUUUAUUGUGGAAGUCGUAUCGUGAGAAAUGACUGUUACACGUGUCCGUGCGAUUAUAAACACGCCGCCGCCACCUUAGCCACGGGGAAACUUGACUCAGCCGACUGCCAGACAGAAUAAAGCAGGAAAAAUAUUAGAAUAAAUAUUCACUUCUAAUAAGACAUAAUUAUGAAGCAGUGAACCAAAACGAUCUUAAAGGUCACGACUAAAAAAAGUCAGAAAUUGGAUGUUUGACUUGUUGAACACAUAAAACCAAAGUUUAAUAUUAAAGUCAUAAAGUUUAAAAAGUCAAACUUUGCUGUAAAACCACAGCAUAACAAUUAUCUUUAAAAAGUUUGAUCAUUAUUUCUAUAAAUUAUUAUGGUUUAUGUGUCAUAAAGUAGGAUGUUUAAAAAAAAAAGUGAAGUGAAAUUUUAGAUUUGGAAAGUAAUGUUUUUAAAAUCUGUGCGUCACUUUGAUAUUUAAGAUUAAAAGUACAUUUCUGUCCUUAUCUUGAAUGUGAUAAAGGCCACGCCCCCCUCAGGAGCUCAGAUAUCGGCUGACCCCGCCCUCAUCCUCUGAUCACUUCAGUAUUGCUUAAAUGAUGAGAAAAUACAGUACAAACAGGAAACAGACAAAGGUCCCCUUCAAAACAAAAGCUGCGCUUUUUCAAACGUGUGAUUUAAGAAGAGCAGAAGCUCAGAGAUAAAAUAUUAAAAACAAGAACAAAAAAACCCUUUUUUCAUGAUUAUCUGGAGUCACGAUAACGGAACAAGCUGACGUUGAAUCGUCAGAGUCUAAAAGUUUGAAAUGUAUGGAUUUUAUAUAUAGUAGUAAAAUGUAAAAUCUGAUGUUUCUCUCCAAACUUUUACAUCUGAUUGACUAAACUGACGCCUCAUCUAAUUUAAUUCAAACAUUUUAUUUUUAUCAAAACUGUAUUUUACUCGUUUUUGACUUUUAAUAUCAGAAGAUUUGCCUUGAGAUUUUUUUGUUUUUUGUUUUGUUUUGUUUUUGUUUUUAUUGUUUGUUAUUGAUGAGGAUUUAUUUUAAUAAUCACUGAGGCUUUUUCUGCUUCGUGCUCUUCUUUGAACUGCUCAGUUUUCACAUCGCCAGCUGUUGAGCACAUCUGCACAAGUAGGACGCUGAGAGCAGGAAGUACCCUCAGACUAAACUGUCAUUUCUCACGAUACGAGUACACACACUCCUCGCUCAGAGCGGCACUUUUUCUAUUCUAAGCUGUUACACACAACACUAAACCCCGACAGGAGUCUUCGUGCGCUCUCUGAACUGUACCGAGCUGCCCCGAAUGUCCGAGCCGAGCAGCACCGGGUGGUUUUAUUCAGAGUACUGUAAACCGAGGGGAAAGUGGCACUUUGUCUCCCCCUGUUGGCUUCUUCUGGGACUUUUUUUGGUUAAGUGAGGCCGGUGGAUUCCCAACCCUCCGUCCCCACCGCUGUAAAGUUCAUGUUAGUUAGUGUUUUUAUCAAUUUAAAAUCAUUCCAGGUGUUUUGUUUGGAAGCUGUACGAGUGUGUUCGAUGUUGCAUGCAGGAAAAAAAGUUUGGUUUUGUCAGUCAACAAAACAAAAAGAAACGCCAGCUUCUCCAGGAAGCUGCUGAUGUUUGAUCAUAUUACUGGUUUUAUAUUGUACACAUUUAUACCUUUUAUUGGAUUUUAAUACAUCGGUCCAUCUGUUAUCCACACCUGCUUCUUUGUUUUUAUGUUUUCUCCCUUAAAUUGUCAUUUUUCUGGUCAAUUUUCGUCAAAUAAAACCUUUUAACCAAUGAUUCAAGGGCUGAUUUUAAGACCAUUCAGAUGUAAUGAGUAAAACAGUUUGACACUAAAUUAUGUGGGAGGUAAAAAUGUGGCAGAAUAAAUAAUGAAGCCAAUAAAUAACAGUAAUUAGAAUAAACAGUUUUAGUUUAAUGAAAAAGUAAAGAAGCUUUGAGUUGAGCUGAACUGAGUUUCUUAUGCAGCUCGAUGGUGUGAGAGCGACUCGUGUUUAUGCUUUAAUGAUGAUGAAGAAAAGUGCACAAAUAUAAGGAAGCCUGUUAAUGCCAGUAAGACAAAAAAUUAGGAUGAAGAUUAGCCGUGAUUUUUUUUUGUUUGUUUGUUUAUUUACUUGUUUUCAGUCAUGUCCAAAGCUAUAAUGAAAACGUUAAAGAGUGAAAUUAACUUUGGCUUUUUGACCCAACACAUGAGUUUUAUUUUUAAAUAAUUAAUUGAUUC
Molecule: messenger RNA, 5207 nt
Organism: Neolamprologus brichardi
Lineage: Eukaryota; Metazoa; Chordata; Actinopteri; Cichliformes; Cichlidae
Gene: rbm15b
Product: RNA binding motif protein 15B
Molecular function (GO): RNA binding
Source: RefSeq, a predicted model, not a curated record